AUGGAAGUCGCAUCUCCACAGGCGGCACCUCUGCCCGCGCAGCCCACGGAGGCGCCACGGCCGGCGGGCCCGGGGCCUCCGAGGGCACCUCCUGCGGCGACGGAUCAGACAGCAGGCUCCCUCAACGAGAGUUUGGAUCAGCUGUACGGCUGGAUCAGCCGCAGCGCCGAAAGCCUCGGCUUGGACACCUUCGCUGGAGUUGGAAUCGGUGCGGGUUUGGGAGCGCAGCCACAAGCAGCGCUUUGCCCCUGCCGCGAGUCCAAGAGCACGAAGAUGCCUCCGGUGCCCGAAGAGGGCGAGAGCCAGCCGAAGCCCGUGAAGAAGAAGGUGAAGUCCAAGACGAAGUCUGUCAACUGGGGCUUCUACAUCAUGAAGGUACUUCGGCAGGUCCACCCGACGCUGCGAAUUUCUAAGCAGGCCAUGACGGUGAUGGUCUCGUGCGUCGAAGAUACCUUUGACCGCAUCUCCAUGCAGGCGAACAGGCUUUGCCGGCGGAGCGGCUCGCAUUCCAUCAACACCCGUGACAUCCAGUCGGCCGUGCGUCUGGUGUUCCCCGGAGAGCUCUCCCGGCACGCAGUCUCCGAGGGCUGCAAGGCGGUGAUCAACCACAAGCAGAGCGGUGGAGGGCGCAUGGCCGCUCAAGCCGAAGAUGAAGAGCUUGCCGAGGAGGGUGAGGAAGGCGACGAGGAGUGA
Molecule: messenger RNA, 693 nt
Organism: Symbiodinium sp. CCMP2592
Lineage: Eukaryota; Dinophyceae; Suessiales; Symbiodiniaceae
Source: the annotation of a GenBank genome assembly